This is a messenger RNA of Racocetra persica, 121 nucleotides long. NCBI's taxonomy places the organism in Eukaryota, Fungi, Glomeromycota, Glomeromycetes, Diversisporales, Gigasporaceae. The record is from the annotation of a GenBank genome assembly.
UUGAGAGAUGUGGUGUGCGAAGCAGAGCCCGGUACGAUCGGUAUUGUGGUCUCCCCCCGCCUUAAUUUUACCGAGUUCGCUAUAAAUGAAGCGAAAGCAUAUCAACCUUUAGGAAAAUCCU